Messenger RNA from Pomacea canaliculata, 2709 nucleotides. RefSeq names its product rab-like protein 3. The coding region runs from base 44 to 709 and encodes 221 amino acids. The transcript has 8 exons. Lineage: Eukaryota; Metazoa; Mollusca; Gastropoda; Architaenioglossa; Ampullariidae. Gene Ontology annotation, biological process: intracellular protein transport. Gene Ontology annotation, molecular function: GTPase activity; GTP binding. The record is from RefSeq and is a predicted model, not a curated record. Gene Ontology annotation, cellular component: endomembrane system.
AUAGCUAUGGUCCAUGUAAUUGGAGUAGCUUCCCUUAGUAAACAUGGCAGCAAUAGGAGCAAUCGAAAAAGCAAAAGUACUUGUUGUUGGGGAUUCAGGAGUUGGUAAAACAUCUGUAGUUCACCUGAUCUGUCACAAUGAACCAUGUCACAAUCCUUCAGCAACCAUUGGAUGUUCUGUGGAAGUUAAACUCCAUGAAUUUAGAGCUGGGACACCUGCUGAACGAGAUUAUUUUCUGGAAUUAUGGGACAUUGGGGGGUCUUCAAGUCAUCGCAACAGCCGUUCCAUCUUCUAUCAUCAGGUCCAUGGUAUAAUUCUUGUGCAUGAUUUGACUAAUCGAAAAUCUCAUCAAAACCUUCAUAAAUGGCUAGCAGAGGUUCUUAAUAAGGACACAGAUACCACAAACAAUGGGAAUGAGUUUGAUCCAGAAACUUUUGCGGGAAACCAGAUCCCCAUUCUUGUCAUUGGUACCAAAGCAGACUCGGCUGCCAGCCUGAGAGAGACAAAGAUAUCUAGAACAUCAUCUAUUGCAGAAGAAUGUGGUGCAGAUGAACUGCAUUUGGAUAGCAUGAAUACUAAAUACUUGGCACCUGGGUCGACUAAUGCUGUUAAAUUGACCAAAUUUUUUGACAAAGUGAUUGAGCGAAGAUACUCUGGCAAUCAGGUUAGUUUUGGAAGCAAAAUGUUUCACAAUUACUUUGGAGAUUAGGAAAGAUCUGAAAAGUGCUUACACUUCCAGCUCAGCUCAUGGCCACAUAAGUCCACUCCAGACCAAGCGAGUAUGGAAGAGCUCUCACAUGGACUGAAAAUGCAGAAAUGUAACAGACUUUUAGCAGAUAGUGCACUUGCACAGAACUGCUUCAUUUGAAAAACACAUUGACUUGGAUGAUAAGGUGUAAAGUGCAUGACAAAAUUGUGGUGUGUGAUGGGGAAAACAUAAAUUUGUUUCUUUGACAUUUUAAUGUGGGUCAUCUUAUUUAAAGUCUUAGUUGAUCUUUUGUACAUAUGUUUGGUGAUAAUCUGUAUGUAUGGAAAAAUAAAGUAAAUGUAUGGUCUCAACUUAUUAUCUCACCACCAUCACCGCGAAAUGAUGGGCAAUAGUCAGAGCGGCAAUGUAAAGGGGAUCAGGAUAACUUUCGGGGAAAAUACAUUCCAAAGUGAUGUGAGAGGCAGGGUUGGUGAUAACAAGUUGAGACUGUAAUUGUUAUGAAACAAAAAACAGUUUUAGCAUUGUAGAAAUUAAUUUACAGUUAGAGUUAAAGUGAUUACUCAAAUAACUCCGGCACAUAAUGUAAAAUUUGUAAAGUGCAUACCCCCACUCCUAAGGAGCAUGCUCUUAGCACCUAAGAACAAGAAUGAGUCAUGGAUAGCUUACAAGAGACAGGAAAACAAACGAAUAAUAUAUGAACUACGAAAGAAUAAACAAUAGAUGAAUAAAAACAGGUACAGAAAAUGCAAAGAGGAACCAAAUAGCAAGAACUGAGAGUAUCAUGAGGAUAAUGAAGGUUAUAUACCACCAAUAAUAUAAUACUUCCAUUCAGAGGUGGAAAUUUAUUUUGCUCUGAUAAAUUGUAUAAAACAUAUAACAUCGUCUCUCUUUUUCUUUCUGUUUGUUUUACAUAAUGUGAAACCUAACAACAAAACAGACAAAUUUUCAUUCUAAGACUCCAGCAAUAAGGACGUGCCUAUACUAGCAAAUGUUAAAAUAAAUUUUCAUAUACUUAAAAAGAAGAUUCUAAAAAAAGCUAUAGAUAUAGAAAAAAAAGGCACAUGAAGUCAACUGCCUUGAAAUGCAAGACUUCACCAUAUACGCUUUCUGGCUGUCAAUAGAAAAUUAUUUUCCUUUCCCUAUGUCACAUUGCUCACAAUUAAACAGAUGUACAAGUCCCUACACAUAUUCAUAAUAACCAAGGUUAUAUACUACAGAUUAUAUGAUUCUUCCAUCCAGAGGUGGAAAUAUAUUUUACUAUAGCAUAAAAUAGUACAUAAAGUAGUAUCCAGAGACAGAUCAGUUGGGACAGACAAGUUACCAUACAGGCAAAUGUUACACGUUUUUUAUGCUUUAUAAUUAAAUAAGACAAAAAAGACUACAGAUGUACAAAAAGGCUCAUGAAGUCAACUGCCUUGAAAUGCAAAAAACUUCACCACAGCCAUCUUCAUGUUGUCAAUAGAAAAUUCUCCCCUAUACAUGCACAUCCACAUAGAUGCAUACAUGUGCAAAAGAUCUUUUACACACAUAAAAAUAGUAACGAGAAUUUGUAUAGCACUUUUCCAAUUAUAUUCCAGAGUGCUUUACAUAAUAUACAAUCACAACAAACACGCACCCACAUUUGCAUGUAACAGACGCUCACUUUUACAACAGACACCUGCUCAUACAAAGUAAAAUACAGACAGGUUAUGCACACUCAUGGUUAGGACUGGGUCACAUUGAAGUAACCACUCUAAAAAGAUGUCUUAAAUUUAGACUCAAAGGUGGUAAAAUUAUCAGAGUGAAAAAAGGCCAACGGGUAACCUGUUCCUGGCGCUAGAUAGGAGAAAGACCUCCGUCCAUAUGUCUUUAUCUUAGCAAGUGGAACUCUCAGAAGCUUGGUGUCUGAAAAUGAGCUAAGAAGUCGUGCAGGCGUAUGGAUGGGAGGGAGCUUGGAGAUACCAGAGACCAAUGCCAGAAACAGCGGAGGUCAAAGUUAUUAUUAAUGUUAUAAAAAAAAA